CCCCGCGCCUCCGAGGCUGCAGGAUGGUGUCCUGGAUGAUCUGUCGCCUGGUGGUGCUGGUGUUUGGGAUGCUGUACCCAGCUUAUGCUUCUUAUAAGGCUGUGAAGACCAAGAACAUUCGUGAAUAUGUCCGGUGGAUGAUGUACUGGAUUGUCUUUGCACUCUUCAUGGCGGUGGAGGCCUUCUCAGACAUCUUUAUUUCCUGGUUCCCUUUCUACUACGAGAUCAAGAUGGCCUUCGUGCUGUGGCUGCUCUCGCCCCACACCAAAGGAGCCAGCCUGCUUUACCGCAAAUUUGUCCACCCAUCCCUGUCCCGCCAUGAGAAGGAGAUCGACACCUACAUUGUGCAAGCCAAGGAGCGCAGCUACGAAACGAUGCUCAGCUUUGGGAAGCGGGGCCUCAACAUUGCUGCAACAGCAGCUGUGCAGGCUGCCACCAAGAGUCAGGGUGCGCUGGCUGGAAGGCUGCGCAGCUUCUCCAUGCAGGACCUGCGCUCCAUCCCCGACACCCGUGCCCCCAACUACCAGGAUCCGCUCUACUUGGAGGACCAGAUGCCCCGCCACAGACCACCCAUUGCGUACAGAGCAGGGGGCCUGCAGGACACCGACACGGAGGAGGAGUGUUGGUCAGAUACAGAAGCAGUGCCCCAGCCGCUACCCCGGCCCCGAGAGAAGCCUCUGAGCCGCAGCCAGAGCCUGCGCACGAUCAAGAAGAAACCGCUGGUUCGAGAGGGCACCUCGCGCUCCCUGAAGGUCCGGUCAAGGAAGAAGACUGUGCCCUCAGACAUGGGCAGCUAGUGAAUACAGAGCCUGCCCAGUUUUACCUCAUGCCCUGCAGAGCACUAGGGGCUGUUUGGAGGGGCCCUCUGGCUGCACAUCGGGCCUGCCUGCACCAGCUGCCCAGGCUCUGCCCUCCUGGCUCCUGCUGUUGGUUACGGGCCAGGGCAGGUGCCAGGGAUGACC
This is a messenger RNA of Miniopterus natalensis, 962 nucleotides long. It is a transcript of the gene REEP4, whose product is annotated as receptor accessory protein 4. Gene Ontology annotation, cellular component: endoplasmic reticulum membrane; cytoplasmic microtubule; endoplasmic reticulum tubular network. Gene Ontology annotation, molecular function: microtubule binding. Lineage: Eukaryota; Metazoa; Chordata; Mammalia; Chiroptera; Miniopteridae. The record is from RefSeq and is a predicted model, not a curated record. Gene Ontology annotation, biological process: endoplasmic reticulum tubular network organization.